UGCGAGCACAUCGCUGUUGGCAACGCCGUGGCUUUGGGUUCUCCUAUUACUUACCUGGACUGGCAUCCUACCGGCGAGGCUCUGGUUGCCGCCACUGACUCGGGAAAAUGGGCUAUCUUGAGACUCGACAGGAAUGAGGGCUUGAGUCACCUGAUCGAUAUGA
Perkinsus marinus ATCC 50983 is the source of this 163-nucleotide messenger RNA. RefSeq lists its product as hypothetical. The transcript has a single exon. The annotation marks the transcript as partial. The record is from RefSeq and is a predicted model, not a curated record. NCBI's taxonomy places the organism in Eukaryota, Perkinsozoa, Perkinsida, Perkinsidae.